This is a messenger RNA of Gastrolobium bilobum, 840 nucleotides long. Its product is annotated as inorganic pyrophosphatase 2-like. The record is from RefSeq and is a predicted model, not a curated record. Lineage: Eukaryota; Viridiplantae; Streptophyta; Magnoliopsida; Fabales; Fabaceae. Gene Ontology annotation, molecular function: phosphatase activity. The transcript has 4 exons. The coding region runs from base 1 to 840 and encodes 279 amino acids.
AUGGCUGGGACUAUAGUGGUUUUUGACUUUGACUCGACAAUCAUCGAGUGUGAUAGUGAUAACUGGGUACUUGAUGAGUUUGGUUUAACUGAAAAGUUCUAUCAGCUUCUUCCUAGCAUGCCUUGGAACCCUCUCAUGGAUAUGAUGAUGAAUGAACUUCAUUCACAAGGAAAAACCAUUGGAGACAUUGUACAAGUUUUGAACAAGACUCCAAUGCAUUCCCACAUUGUCCUAGCCAUUAAGGCAGCAUAUUCCCUUGGGUGUGAGCUGAAGAUUAUGAGUGAUGCAAAUAUUUUCUUUAUUGAAAUUUUUUUGAAGCAUCAUGGAGUGUGGAAUUGUUUCUCAGAGAUCAAUGCAAACCCCAGCUAUGUUAAUGAAGAAGGGAGGCUCAGAAUUUACCCCUACCAUGAUUAUCUAAAAUCUUCUCAUGGAUGUAAUCUUUGUCCACCAAACAUGUGCAAGGGAUUGGUCAUAGGAAAGAUCCAAAAUUCGGUGGGUGAUGCAGAAAAGAAGAAAUUAAUCUAUCUUGGAGAUGGAAAUGGGGACUUUUGUCCUAGUUUGAAGCUCAAAGAUAGUGAUCAUUUGAUGCCUAGAAUGAACUUUCCACUGUGUGAUUUAGUAUCUAAAAACUCGAAUAAGAUAAAGGCAGAGGUCCAUGCCUGGAGAGAUGGAGAAGAGCUUGAGCAAGUUCUGCUCCAUAUUAUCAACAAAGCUAUUGGUGAAAGAAACGGCAUUAGUAGUUCUACUACUCCAACAACAAUCUCAAUUGAUUGCAAGUUGGGGCCAAUUUCAAUUGAUGCUCAUAAGCCUUUACCUAAAGCCCGUCCUGUUCCUCAUUAA